Molecule: messenger RNA, 399 nt
Organism: Blepharisma stoltei
Lineage: Eukaryota; Ciliophora; Heterotrichea; Heterotrichida; Blepharismidae
Source: the annotation of a GenBank genome assembly
AUGUGUAAACGUUGCAUUCCGCCAAAAAUGCACACUUUUCUCUGAAUAAAUAAAUCCCAAUCCAUUACUAGUCAAAUACUACCGUCAAAACGGAGAUGCCUGCUUUAUUUCCGCCCAUGACCAAACUAUCUAGAGCAUAUACUCCUCAACUUUUCCUACCCAAUGCCACGAAAUGGAAGAUUAUUUCUGCUUUGACUGCCAACUCCGUCACAAGGCAAAUAUACAUUUGAAAAAAUUGCAUAUGUAAAGACUUUGCAGAAAGAGCAUGAGGACAUAAAUUGACUGAAUCCUCAGAUCACUAUGAUAGCUGCGGGAUUAACACGUAUGGAGGGCAAAUCCCGUUAUAGUGAUGUCAAGUUUGGAGUGGAAAUAUAUAUAUGAGUGUUUUGAAGGGUUUAA